AUGUCUUCGGCAGUCUUCGGGCUUCUCCUGCUCAUCACCCUCCACCUGCCCACCCUCCCUCCGUGCCACGCCGCCACAGACACCCUCUCGCCCAGCCAAGAGCUCGCGGGCCGCGACAAGCUCGUGUCCAGCAACGGCAGGUUCGCGCUCGGCUUCUUCCAGACCGGGAGCAACUUCUCCGACGGCACGCCCAAGUGGUACCUCGGGAUCUGCGGUCCCCAAGUUCACCCCCGUGCCACCACGGUCUGGUCCACAAAAGCGAACGCCACGACAAACACCACCGUCGCCGCUCUCCUCGACAAAGGAAACCUUGUUCUCCGCAGUGGCAGCGGCGCGUCCAAUUCGUCCAAUUUUUUCUGGCAAAGCUACGAUCACCCGACCGACACUGUUCUCCAGGGUGGGAAGAUUGGCUGGAACAACUCCACAGGCUUGAACCGCCGUCUCGUCUCCAGGAAGAACGCCAUUGACCAGACUCCCAGCAUGUACUCUUACGAGUUAUCUGGCCACAAUGGUGAUACUUCCAGUGUUUCUAUGUUCAACUCGUCCAAGCAAUACUGGUCGAGCGGGGACUGGGGCGGCCAAUACUUCAGCAACAUCCCGGAGAGCGUGGGUCAGAAAUGGCUCUCCCUUCAAUUCACCAGCAACAAAGAAGAGCAGUACGUCCAGUAUGCCAUUGAGGAUCCGACAGUGCUGUCACGCGGCAUAAUGGACGUCUCCGGGCAAAUGAAGGUGCUCUUGUGGUUCGAGGGGUCAUCACAAGAUUGGCAAGCCGUCUACACGGUGCCGAAAUCUCAGUGCGAUGUCCAUGCUACCUGUGGCCCUUUCACGGUCUGCAGCGAUGUCCCGUCCCCCUCCUGCAGCUGCAUGAAGGGCUACUCCAUAUGGUCACCUCAAGACUGGGAGCUUGGUGAUCGGUCGGCUGGAUGCGCAAGAAAUACUCCACUCUACUGCAACAGCAAUAGUAGCGGAGUCGGCGGUGAGACAGAUAAGUUCUACCCUAUGACUUCUGUCCAACUUCCUAUGAAUGCUCACUUGCGUGCCUGGGAAGCUGCUCAUGCACUGCGUAUUCCUAUGAUCAAGGUGCCUGUUCCAUUUGGCACGACAAGCUGCUCAAUGUUCGGCAACAAGGUAACAGUGUUCUUCACCUUCGCCUCGCUGCAAAAUAAGUGCCAAGCAGUAAAACCAAUAGAAGGGGACUGA
Molecule: messenger RNA, 1200 nt
Organism: Aegilops tauschii subsp. strangulata
Lineage: Eukaryota; Viridiplantae; Streptophyta; Magnoliopsida; Poales; Poaceae
Source: RefSeq, a predicted model, not a curated record